Molecule: messenger RNA, 420 nt
Organism: Mucor velutinosus
Lineage: Eukaryota; Fungi; Mucoromycota; Mucoromycetes; Mucorales; Mucoraceae
Exons: 5
Coding region: 1-420 (139 amino acids)
Source: RefSeq, a predicted model, not a curated record
AUGACUGAUAGAAGACCUGUUGGUGCUUACAACAACAUUGCCAAGAGCAUUCGUUCGAAUGCAAGUGCCGGUACCGACGCACAAACUGAUAUUCCAAAAACCCUUCAAUGUGUUUUCUGCAAAAAGGACAAACCUUACGAGGCUUUCUCUACUACAAUGAUUUCAAAGACAUCUUAUAACCCUUAUGCUCCGUCUUCCUUCAAUGCCAAAAAGAAAGCGAUCAGUUGUAAGAGCUGCACUGCAACUUCUGUCACUCAUUUGACUUGUAUGAUUUGUUCCGAGAAAAUGCCAUUAAACAAGUUUGCGAACACCCAAAGAAAAAACCAUGAAAGAGCUCGUUGUAAAAAGUGUAUCGAGAAACGUCAAGAGGAAGAUGUCUGGAGCGACAAUGAUAUCACAGAUUCUGACGACGAUUACUAA